AUGCCGCCCUAUAUAACCAUAAUUAGUAUUUUUUAUCACCAGUUUAUAGAAAUUUGGUGAUAGUCAGUAGGUCUUAGUGUAGUGAAAAUGUUUUAUUUUGUAUUUUGUGUUUGUUUUAUAUUUGCUAGAGCUUACGAGGAUGAUUAUUUCGAAUUUGAAAAAUCAGACAAAUUAGGAGGACUAUGUAACAAAAGGACAAUAUAUAAUGGAUGGGGUUAUAAAGCUACUCCCGGAACUUGCGACCAGUUUUAUCAGUGUGACGACGAAGGUGUUUCACAUCAACAAAGCUGUGCAGCAGGAACGUUCUAUGAUGGAAAUGAAUGUCGACAUGCUGAAAAAGUGCACUGUCCUUAUGACCCUUGCCAGAGGAAACCACAUGGCUACAGUUAUGCUGAUGGCCAAAGUUGCUAUGGCUACUUUGUUUGCAUAGGUGGACGUUCAAAGUACUUGACAUGUUCCAAUGGUUUUUACUACAAUGCACACAAAAAGUCGUGCCACUCUGAUCCUACCUGCUUUAAAGAUAACCUUAAACAUCCUUGCUCUUUCGGAACAACAUACCCUUGUCCUGGAAAGCCAGAUCAAUUCUAUCUAUACGACGGUCGAUCGACAUUGACUACCAUGAGGUGUCCAAAGGGAUUGUGGUAUCGACCGGACUUGUGUACUUGUGAUUGGAUAAUUCCAGGAAAAAUUCAGAAGCACGGUUGUUCUCCAAUGUUUCACUUCACAUACAAUGGAAAUUUUCUGGAAAAGUACAACAGAAUACAGCAAGCUCCAAACAACAACGUUGCUAUUUACCGGAAAUCAGCUCUCUUUAACAAAGGAGGGAAAAUAAUCAUAUGGGCUAUGAACGACAUUGACAUGGAUAACGAAUUUUCUCUGUGCUUUGAGUUCAUGGCAAAAACAUACAAAGGAGAAGUGGCUUUGAUGUCGAAUGACCAACACGGAUAUGGCGCUACCUAUAAAAUAUCCUACAUUCCUGCGCUUGGUGUUGUUAAGGCUUAUGUUUUGCAGAAAAAUAAGCGCCUGAUACAGAUGCAAGUUUUUGGUGUUCACCCAAGGAGAGCACAUUUUGUCCGUUUCGCAAGAUCUGACGAUAAGCUGACACUCAGAGUAAACAACUUGGCACCAGCUACAGUAGAAUGUGAUGAUGGUAUUGCAAAGAAUGGAAAUCCUAUGGUGAUAGGUCAGGCAGGAGGGUGUACAGAUUUCCAAGGAUUCAUCGAUGAGGUGAAGUUUUAUAACUGUGUUCCGAAAGGAUUUCUUGACGUGUAUGAGGACUUGUUGGAGUCUGAUCACCACGAAAGAGACAGCAUUGAAGACUUUCAUUAAUAACAGUUAGCUUUAAAGUUUGACUAUGACAACUGAGUGAUCAUACUAUCAAAAAUUUCAUGUAACCAAAUUUAAAUAAACUGAAUUUCUAAGACCAACUAACAGCCCAAUAUUAAUCUUAGUAAGAUCUCUUUCUUUUGUCAUUGUUACAAUUUUCGAUAUGAAUGUAUUUUUUUUUUAAUAUAUAUUCCAGUUUUAUAUUUAUUUCACUUUAUUGUAUAUUUUACCUUUAAAGAAAAGUAUUGGUUGGGUUAAAUAUUCUUUCAAUAAUGGCAGGGUUGCUAUCAUUAUACUUAUUUUGUAUUUAAAUAUAUAUUUUGUACUUGU
Messenger RNA from Mytilus trossulus (common blue mussel), 1656 nucleotides. RefSeq lists its product as uncharacterized. NCBI's taxonomy places the organism in Eukaryota, Metazoa, Mollusca, Bivalvia, Mytilida, Mytilidae. The transcript is spliced from 8 exons. The record is from RefSeq and is a predicted model, not a curated record. Gene Ontology annotation, molecular function: chitin binding. Gene Ontology annotation, cellular component: extracellular region. Bases 88 to 1329 code for a protein of 413 amino acids.